Cladophialophora yegresii CBS 114405 is the source of this 1248-nucleotide messenger RNA. RefSeq lists its product as uncharacterized. The transcript has 4 exons. Gene Ontology annotation, molecular function: zinc ion binding; DNA binding. The record is from RefSeq and is a predicted model, not a curated record. Bases 1 to 1248 code for a protein of 415 amino acids. Lineage: Eukaryota; Fungi; Ascomycota; Eurotiomycetes; Chaetothyriales; Herpotrichiellaceae.
AUGUUCGCAGAAAUCGCCAAGCAGGGGCGUGCUCUGUGCCAGAACACUGCAUGCAAAAAAGCAGGUGUCAAGAUUGGCAAAGGAGAAUUUCGCAUGGGCACGCUCGCUGUAAUCGACGGGAGACCGUCCUGGAGAUGGAAGCAUUGGGGAUGCGUCACGCCUCUUCAGAUCGGUAAUCUGCAAACCCAGGUCGGGACACUUGACGACCUGGAUCUUGACGAUGAUCUACCACGGAUCAUCGACGGCUAUGAGGAGAUCGACGACGAGGCACGCGAGAAGAUCAAAUUUGCGCUGCACAACGGACAUGUUCCGGACGAAGAUUGGAAGGGUGACCCAGAGUUGAAUCGACCAGGCAAGAAAGGUAUCAAUAAGCGGACGCCGAAGAAGAAAGCCGUCGAAGAGGAUGGAGACUCCGUGGACGAGAAGGGGGAAACGCCCUCGAAGCCGAAGCCAAAGAAAGGGCGCGGCAAGAAAGCCAAGACCGAAUCGGGAGAUGAAGCAGACGUGCCAGCGCCAAAGAAAACGGCCGUUGGAAAACGUAAUAUCAAAGUUGAAGAAGAGGAUGACGCUGAUGAAAACCCCCCUCCACCAAAAAGAGCCAGAAAACGAAAGGCCGCGGUCAGAGAGGAAGAUGAAGACGACCAAGUGGCAGAAGAGCAGCUCGCGAAGAAACCAAGAGCUCGAACGGUCAAAAUAGAGAAUGAGGAAGAGGCAGCCGCGGCACUUGCUAAGAAGCUGCGGGCCAAGAAACUCAAGGUCGAGGAGCAAGGUGACGAAGACAUGCCAGACGCACCUCAGCCUGAACCAGCAAAGCGCGAGAGGGUCCGGAAGAGGAAGAACAUGUCCCCCAAUGCUGAAGGAGGCGAGAAUGAGGUCAAGAGAUCAAUCCCGCAGGGCACUGGCGAACUUGAUAAUCUGCCCGCAGCUACGAAGGCUUCGAGUAAGGCGAAGACAGCCAAACGUGGGCGCAAGGACAAAGCUGUCAAGCAAGAAGAGCCUGAGGAGGACACCCAUACCGCACACGAGACCACCGACGAGAUCAAGCCAAACAUCAACGGAGAAGAUCGGGCGCAAGCGCAUGAAGCAUACGGAGACACAGAUGCGGCAGAACCCGCAGUACGUCCCGAGCUAGAAGAGCCCGCUGUCGAUGCUGGAGGAGUGGAUGAAGAGGGAGAAGCUGUCAGCAAACCGGCCAAAGCAGGAAAAGGCAAGAGAGGUCGCAAGACCACCAAAGGACGGGGAAAAUGA